AAAUAAGAAUUAGAUAAUAAAAUGAAAAGAAAAAAAGAAAAAACUGGACGAGCAGUUACUUGAAUUUCUCGUAUAAGUUCUCAGCGAGCGGCGCUUUGUUUGAUUCCAUCUGCUCCCAACAAAUUCUCGUCGAAGUAAUCAGUUCAAUUCAUCUCUGCGGCGAAAAAAUUGCUCGGAAACUAAGCUCCAAUAAUGGCGACGAAGCACGACGAGCUGCCGGUCCCGAUCUUCUCCUCCCUCGAUCCUGUCUACGGCGGCGAUUCUCAACGGGAAGAAGCUCAGCUCCGGUUCGACAAGUUGAAGUCCAAGUUUCUCCAAGUCUUCGGCCAUCCCCCUGAACUCUACGCCCGCGCUCCAGGACGAGUAAAUUUGAUUGGGGAGCACAUCGACUAUGAAGGCUACUCGGUGCUGCCAAUGGCGAUUCGGCAGGACACGAUCGUGGCGAUUCGUAAGCGGUCUCCAUCGGAGGCGGAGAAGCUUCUUCGAAUUGCGAAUGUCAACGAGGAGAAGUAUGCAACGUGCACUUACCCUGCGGAUCCUAACCAGGAAAUUGACUUGAAACAUCACAGAUGGGGCCAUUAUUUCAUCUGUGGGUACAAAGGUUAUUAUGAAUACGCCAAAACUAAAGGGAUGGAUGUUGGUGUCCCAGUUGGGCUUGAUGUUAUGAUUGAUGGAACUGUUCCAACUGGGUCCGGACUUUCGAGCUCUGCUGCAUUUGUUUGUUCUGCUACUAUUGCAAUUAUGGCCUCUUUUGGUGUCAGCAUUCCAAAGAAAGAAGUUGCUCAGUUGACGUGUGAUUGUGAAAGGCAUAUAGGAACUCAAUCUGGAGGAAUGGAUCAGGCGAUCUCUGUAAUGGCUAAGUCUGGAUUUGCUGAACUUAUAGAUUUCAACCCUGUUCGAGCAACUGAUGUGCAUCUGCCCGAUGGUGGUACUUUUGUGAUUGCCCACUCUUUGGCAGAGUCUGAAAAGGCUGUCACUGCUGCAACUAACUACAAUAACAGAGUUGUUGAAUGCCGCUUAGCUUCUAUCAUACUUGGGAUAAAGCUCGGACUGAAACCAGAGGAGGCAAGAUCAAAAGUCAAUACCCUUUCUGAUGUAGAAGGGUUGUGUGUAUCUUUUGCUGGCAAACGUGGUUCUUCUGAUCCUGUUAUUGCCGUUAAGGAGUUCUUGAAAGAAGAACCUUAUACAGCUGAAGAAAUCGAAAAAAUAACUGGAGAGAAGCUUACAACUACAUUAAGCAGUUCUGCAUCCUCAUUGGAGGUGCUAAAGGCAGCCAAGAACUUCAAGUUGCAUCAGAGGGCAGCCCAUGUUUACUCUGAAGCCAAGCGGGUGCACACUUUCAAGGAUACCGUGGUGGCAAAUCUCAAGGAUGAGGACAAGCUAAAGGAGCUAGGUGAGCUGAUGAACGACAGCCACCACAGCUGCAGCAUUCUAUAUGAAUGCAGUUGCCCGGAGCUGGAAGAACUCGUAAAAGUCUGUCGUGAUCAUGGAGCCUUGGGGGCCAGGCUAACAGGAGCUGGAUGGGGCGGUUGUGCAGUUGCAUUGGUGAAGGAAGCCAUUGUCCCACAGUUCAUCCUUAACUUGAAGGAUAAGUUCUACCAGUCGAGAAUAGAGAAAGGGGUGAUCAACAAGAGCGAUCUGGGCCUCUAUGUGUUUGCUUCGAAGCCUUCCAGUGGUGCUGCUAUUUUGAAGCUCUAGACCCUGUUCAAUCAUCAUAUGAACCCCGUUUCCAUAGCCAUCUUGUAAGAAGUUAGUUUUUACCUUUGUUUAUGCACAAAAUUAUAACAUGAGUAUCAGUACAUUGUUAUUGUUGGAUUGUUAGAAACCAAUUUCUGUAGGGUUUCUCUAUUAUUUAUUAUGCUUAUUAUUAGGAUAAUUCUUAUUAUGGUUAGUAGUCUUUUAGUAGAAUUAGGUUUAUUAGUAGGG
Molecule: messenger RNA, 1926 nt
Organism: Linum tenue
Lineage: Eukaryota; Viridiplantae; Streptophyta; Magnoliopsida; Malpighiales; Linaceae
Source: the annotation of a GenBank genome assembly